Messenger RNA from Mycotypha africana, 1511 nucleotides. RefSeq lists its product as uncharacterized. The transcript is spliced from 2 exons. Lineage: Eukaryota; Fungi; Mucoromycota; Mucoromycetes; Mucorales; Mycotyphaceae. The coding region runs from base 118 to 1260 and encodes 380 amino acids. The record is from RefSeq and is a predicted model, not a curated record.
AGGAAGUUUGUAAAAAGUUUCCUGAGCAAAAAAAGCGUGAACGACGUUGGGUAAGAAAGAACCAUAGUAUUUUGUUUCAUUUUCGAUAUCUUCCUAGGAGCAUUUGUUUGUGCUAAUAUGGUGUCAUUUCUACAGUUUACAUAUGACGAGGCUAUGCUUGUUGUAAAAGCACAUUAUAUCCAUGAUGCUUUGAGUAUGUCUAGUCUAAGUCCACUAGCUCAUACUGACGGAGACGAGUCUGGGGAAAAGAAAAAAAAGAAAAAGAAGAAAGACAAGGAGAAGAAAGCAAAGGCAGAAGGAGAGGACAAUGAUGACGACAACAAUAACAACGACGUAGACGAGGACGGAGAAAAAAAGAAGAAAAAGAAAAAGAAAAAUAAGGAUAAGGAGAAUGCUGAAAAUGAAGAAGACGGAGAGGACGAUGAUAACGAAUUAACAGCAGAAGAAAAGAAAGAUAAAAAGGAAAAGGAAAAGAAAAAGAAAAAGAAGAAGAACAAGAAUAAGGAUGAUGAAGAUGACUAUGUGUCGGAGGAGGAAGACGUCAAGGAAGUAAUAGAAAAUGAGUUAAACAGCGAUGGUAAGAUUGUCAAGGGAAACGCAGUGACAGAAGUGACUCCAUCGUUAGAGAAACUGAAUAUUGGCGGCGUUGACAAACCCGGAUUAUCAGAUGAAAGAUAUCAGCCUAUGCCUUCAAAUCGUUAUCAGCAACAGGCGAUACAACAACAACAACCACAGCAGCAUUCGAGUCCUCCUCUCUCAAAGCCCACACAGCAGGGCCAAAUCGGUCCCCCUAACCGAUAUCCUCAACAAGUUCCUCCUAAUUAUCAUCCUCAAACACAACAGCUACAACAGCAACAUCGCCCACCUCGUCCAAACAUGUACCAACAACAUCCUUCUGCAAUCGCGUAUAAUCAACAACCCAACAUGCACCCAUCACGUCCACCACAACAACAACAUCCCUCAUAUCAAACGCCACCUACACAAUGGCAACAAUAUCCUCCGCAACAACAUCAGCAAUUUCGUCCUAUGAACGGGUCACCCCAUCUCCGCCCCCUGGGUCAGCAACCGCAGGUUCAACAUCCAGGCAUCCCUCAGCAACAUCAUCCUGGUAUGACCAAUGGAGCAGCGGCUAGAGGAGGUCAACCACCACAUAUCAUCACUAAUCCUCAUCAACAGCAACCAAAACAGCCAACCGAUAGAGGAAAAAUUUUGAUGGAAAUUGGAAAGGAUAGUAGUGGUUUAAUCCCUCAAAGAAACUAAACUUCUCUCUACAGCAGCCUCAGUAAUGAAUUUGUGUCUGCGCGUCUGUGUUCGCUGUUUCAUCACCUAAACCUGUACUAUCCUCUCCAAAUACAUACACGGAGAGAGAGACGCAAAAACACUUAAUUCCGAAUUCCCUUAUCCCUUCCCUACCCGCACUACCAGUCUAUAUAUAUCUAUAUAUAUAUAUAUACAUAUAUAUACGCGUAUAUAGCACAUAUAGUCUAAGCGAUUUUGGAAUAAAGUAUUCA